Messenger RNA from Microtus oregoni (creeping vole), 455 nucleotides. Its product is annotated as histone H2B type 1-B. Bases 34 to 414 code for a protein of 126 amino acids. Gene Ontology annotation, cellular component: nucleosome. The record is from RefSeq and is a predicted model, not a curated record. The transcript has a single exon. NCBI's taxonomy places the organism in Eukaryota, Metazoa, Chordata, Mammalia, Rodentia, Cricetidae. Gene Ontology annotation, molecular function: DNA binding; protein heterodimerization activity; structural constituent of chromatin.
CUAUUCUAGGACCUCCUAUUGGGUCUGUAAAGGAUGCCUGAACCCUCCAAGUCAGCGCCAGCUCCUAAGAAGGGCUCCAAGAAAGCCAUCACAAAGGCUCAAAAGAAGGAUGGCAAGAAGCGCAAGCGCAGUCGCAAGGAGAGCUACUCGGUGUACGUGUACAAGGUGCUGAAGCAGGUCCACCCCGACACCGGCAUCUCUUCCAAGGCCAUGGGCAUCAUGAACUCGUUCGUCAACGACAUCUUCGAGCGCAUCGCGGGCGAGGCGUCGCGCCUGGCGCAUUACAACAAGCGCUCGACCAUCACGUCCCGGGAGAUCCAGACGGCCGUGCGCCUGCUGCUGCCCGGGGAGCUGGCCAAGCACGCCGUGUCCGAGGGCACCAAGGCCGUCACCAAGUACACCAGCUCCAAGUGAGCGCACCGACCUCACCCUUAACCCAAAGGCUCUUUUCAGAG